AUGUUGAGAACAGAGCAUUAUGCGUUUUUGCCGUGUAUCUCUAGGGCUUUGGAAGAGCGAGAUUCGCUAGGCAUUCGAAGAGAGCUACGGGCUCGCCAGCAACGUUUGUCUAUGCAACAGUCGCGCAGCAAACUCGGACGAGUUUGCGUCACAGGCGCGAAUUCGCCGCUUGGUCAAGAGCUCGUCGGUGCAUUGACCCGUACACCUGAUCCAUCUCUUCGGCCAGAUGCUAUCGGUGUUAUCGGUGCGCGUGACCCGAUAGAGAGCCACAGCGCUGGAGCUGGUUUGCACUUUCCGGGUCCAGGUGUAGAUUUUCUGGAGUGCGCUGCAACAGAUCUGGAACACUACAACCCGAGAACGCUCUUUUCGAUAAACGAUGACGAUCUAGGACUGAGGAGACGAAGCAUCUUUCGCGAAAACCAGGUCGUGAUCGACCUUCUACGAGCGCAAGGGGAGACGAACGAGCCCCGAUCGAAAACGCGACUGGUUCUCGUGACUUUACUCGGUUGCGGUGACUCUGAAGACGCUAUACCGUCGCAGGCAUUUGAUGUACUAAGGCCGCUUCUCCUGGAACUAUCUCGAGUCGAACAGUAUGUCCGUGAGAGUGGUCUGCCGUAUACGAUUGUGCGCCCCGGCGCGCUCGAGCAUGGUGACGCCGACAGCCGUGCUAUUGUCAGUGAAAGCAAGGUCGGUUUUGGAACCAUACAUCGAAGCACUUUGGCGCAUCUGCUUCUGAACGUAGCUGCUUCCGAAAAAGCAGUGAAUAAGACCCUCAUGGCACUCGAUAUGAAUCGGCUGCUUGUUGCAGCACCGUAUGUACGACCAUUUGAGGUUUGGGAGUCUCCGCCUUUUGAAGUAUUUGAUCUCUGA
Cyanidioschyzon merolae strain 10D is the source of this 870-nucleotide messenger RNA. RefSeq lists its product as hypothetical. NCBI's taxonomy places the organism in Eukaryota, Rhodophyta, Bangiophyceae, Cyanidiales, Cyanidiaceae. The record is from RefSeq and is a predicted model, not a curated record. The transcript has a single exon. Bases 1 to 870 code for a protein of 289 amino acids.